This is a messenger RNA of Dipodomys ordii (Ord's kangaroo rat), 482 nucleotides long. RefSeq names its product baculoviral IAP repeat containing 5 (gene Birc5). Bases 8 to 436 code for a protein of 142 amino acids. Lineage: Eukaryota; Metazoa; Chordata; Mammalia; Rodentia; Heteromyidae. The transcript has 4 exons. The record is from RefSeq and is a predicted model, not a curated record.
CGGCGCCAUGGGAGCUCCGUCGUUGCCUGCGGCCUGGCAGCUGUACCUCAAGGACCACCGCCUCUCCACGUUCAAGAACUGGCCCUUCCUGGAGGGCUGCUCCUGCACCCCGGAGCGGAUGGCCGAGGCCGGCUUCAUCCACUGCCCCACCGAGAACGAGCCUGACUUGGCUCAGUGUUUCUUUUGUUUAAAGGAGUUGGAAGGAUGGGAGCCCGAUGACAACCCCAUAGAGGAGCAUAAGAAGCAUUCAUCUGGGUGUGCAUUCCUUUCUGUCAAGAAGCAGUUUGAAGAAUUAACCCUGGGUGAAUUUUUGAAGCUGGACAGAGAAAGAGCCAAGAACAAAAUUGCCAAGGAAGCUAAUAGCAAGCUAAAAGAAUUUGGAGAAGCUGCGGAGAAAGUCCGCAACGCCAUUGAGCAGAUGGGUGCCUUGGAGUGAGUCCCUGCCACGCCACCUGACCCCACGCAGAGCGACACGCCAUGUC